AUGAGCUCGACUAUAUACUUUCGUUCAUCUCAGCAGGUCCGACCCACAAGUAGUCGACCGAGUGACACAAGCAGUCACUACUUCAACUACACAUCUGGUCGUUGGCUUAUCAAUGAAGCGCGGCAACUCGAAAAGCGUCAUAUCAAGUUCGACGUUUCAGCGCUACAGCGCAUCUCCGGUCAAUUGAUUGGAAGUCAAUGUGUUCGAAUGAACAAAAUACCCGAGGGACUCUUCAACAAGGUGUUUUCCUUACAAAUGGAGAAUGGCAAGGAGAUUUUGGUGAGAAUUCCGAAUCCGAAUGCUGGCCAUCCACAUUAUAUUGUGGCCAGUGAAGUCGCAACACUUGACUUUCUUCGGACCGUUCUCGAAAUACCGGUCCCCCGUGUUCUCUCGUGGAGCUCUUCGUCGCAACCUAACCCAGUUGGUGCUGAAUAUAUUGUGAUGGAGAGGGUGGAAGGGCGGCAACUGAGCGAGGUCUGGGACGAUAUGUCGGAAGCUCAACGCUUUGGGCUUGUGAAGAGCAUAGUGGCUAUUGAACGGAAACUGGUGAAAGCAAAAUUCGCGUUACAUGGCAGCUUGUACUACAGAGAUACAUUUCCGAAAGGAAGAAGAGUUGCCGCCGUCGAAAGAGCAGACCAAGAAGGUCAAUCUAGAUUUGUCCUUGGGCCAACAACUCAACGGUCCUUUUGGGAUGACGAAAAAGGAGCCCUGGAUAUUGAUAGGGGUCCUUGGGAAACUGUCGAGGAGUACCUCUCAGCUGUCACAAACCGUGAAAUAGCACUGAUCCGAAAUACGCGUAGCAGGUCCAGCAAUGACACUGUACCUUUCGGCAAAACGCUACAAAGGCGUGAUGUUCAUAUACAGCUCCUUGAGCAAUUCCUAACGGUGCUUCCUCACAUCCUACCACCAGAAGAAGUUCUUUCUCCAGUGCUAUUGCACCCUGAUCUUCAUUCGAACAAUAUUUUUGUUGAUUCCUCCGACCCUUCUAAAAUAUCUAGCAUAAUCGACUGGCAAGCAGUCCACACUGCCCCAUUAUUCAUGCAGGCAAAAUUUCCUUCAAUCUUCAACUGCGAUGAUAUAUACCCAUGGGGUGCUGUCCAACCUAAACUACCCGAGGAUUUCGAUACUCUCUCGCAGGUCGAGAAAGGGCAAGCCGAAGACAAGCUUAGCAGACUCAGGUUGAAGAAGUUCUACGAGCUGGCUUCACGGAAAUUCAACCCGGGUCUUAUCCAUGCCAUGGACAAGAUGAGGAACGAUAAUGAUCCUACCACUUUCAUAUUUGACAUCGUCGGUCGAACUUCUGAAGACGGUCCAAUCCCAUUAAAGGAACUCCUGAUACAGGUGUUUGAGAAAUGGGACCGAAUUAUGGAACGACGAGGUUCAACACAGCCGUGUCCCAUUUGGUUUUCAAGAAAGGAUAUCGAUGAAAGUCGGCAGAAGGCCGAAUCUUGGGCCGCCGCAUUUGGUGACUUUGAGAGAUUGCGCGCAGAAGUUAUUGGUGAAGAUGGCUGGGUCUCCCAUGAGGACUACAAGGAAGCCCUGAGCAGGUGGGAGAAGAACAAGACCACUUUGGAGAGUUUGCGAGAAGGUUUAGAGUCUCUCAUGUGA
Molecule: messenger RNA, 1608 nt
Organism: Aspergillus ibericus CBS 121593
Lineage: Eukaryota; Fungi; Ascomycota; Eurotiomycetes; Eurotiales; Aspergillaceae
Product: phosphotransferase enzyme family protein
Exons: 3
Coding region: 1-1608 (535 amino acids)
Cellular component (GO): mitochondrion
Source: RefSeq, a predicted model, not a curated record